GCGGGCAGCAUUUGCUCGCGCGCCGGAGGCGGGAGCCUGGUCGCCGGGGCCUGAGGCCCGAGGACUCGCCGAGUCACACCAUGCUGAGCGCGACUCGGGGCAGGCUGGCUUCCGCGCUGUGGGCGUCCCGGCUCACCCGCAGGUGCCUGCACGCGACACGGCCGCGGUCCUCGGCGGGUCAGGGCGGGAGGACCGGGCAGCCGCCCAGCGCCUUCGACCCGGCGCUGCUGGACUUCCUGGUGUGUCCGCUGUCCAAGAAGCCGCUGAGAUAUGAAGCAUCAACGAAUGAAUUGAUUAAUGAAGAAUUGGGAAUAGCUUAUCCAAUCAUUGAUGGGAUUCCUAACAUGAUUCCACAGGCAGCAAGGAUGACACAUCAAAAUAAGAAGCCAGGAGAAACAAAGCAGCAGUAGAAGAACAUUUUUAUAAACCACAGUGGCCACAUGCUCUUGAAUAGUACAUCCCUUUUAAAACCUGGUGGCAGGUAGUCAGUGGGAGGAGAGAAUGUUCCUUUCUCUUCCUACGCUCACCGUCCUCAUCCCGCUG
Molecule: messenger RNA, 543 nt
Organism: Ochotona princeps (American pika)
Lineage: Eukaryota; Metazoa; Chordata; Mammalia; Lagomorpha; Ochotonidae
Gene: PYURF
Product: PIGY upstream open reading frame
Exons: 2
Coding region: 81-410 (109 amino acids)
Source: RefSeq, a predicted model, not a curated record